GUGAGCCACCACCAGCCCAUCCUACUUUUUUUUUUUUUUGAGACAGAGUUUGGAUCUUGUUGCCCAGGCAGGAGUGCAGUGGCGCCAACUCGGCUCACCACAACCUCCGCCUCCCGGGUACAAGCGAUUCUCCUGCCUCAGUCUCCCGAGUAGCUGGGACUACAGGCACGUGCCACCAUGCCCGGCUAAUUUUGGUAUUUUUAGUAGAGACAGGGUUUCACUAUGUUGGCCAGGCUGAUCUCAAACUCCUGACCUCGUGAUCCACCCACCUCAGCCUCCCAAAGUGCUGGGAUUACAGGCUUGAGCCACCGCACCCGGCCGGAUCUACUUUUUUUUAAACCCAUUAACCAUCCCCACCGCCCCCAACAAGCCUCUACUACCAGCCUCCGGUAACCAUCCUCCUAGUCUCUAAGUCCAUGAGUUCACUUAUUUUGACUUUUAGAUCCCACAAAUAAGUGAGAACAUGCGAUGUUUGUGCUUGUUUUGUUUUUUUUCUUUUUGAGACGGAGUCUCGCUCUGUCACCCAGGCUGGAGUGCAGUGGCGCCAUCUCGGCUUACUGCAAGCUCCGCCUCCCGGGUUCACGCCAUUCUCCUGCCUCAGCCUCCCGAGUAGCUGGGACUACAAAUGUGCGCCACCACGCCCAGCUAAUUUUUUGUAUUUUUAGUAGAGACGGGGUUUCACCGUGUUAGCCAGGAUGGUCUCGAUCUCCUGACCUUGUGAUCCGCCCGCCUCGGCCUCCCAAAGUGCUCGGAUUACAGGCGUGAGCCACCGCGCCCGGCCGAUGUUUGUGUUUUUGUGCCUUGUUUAUUUUGCUUAACAUAAUCUCCAGUUCCAUCCAUGUCGUUGCAAAUGGCAGGAUCUCAUUCUUUUUGGAUGGCUGAAUAGUACUCCUUUGUGUAUAAAUACCACAUUUUCUUUUUCCAUUCUUCUGUUGAUGGACACUUAGAUUUCUUCCAAAUCUUGGCUAUUGUGAACAGUGGCGCAAUAAAUAUGGCAGUGCAGGUAUCUCUUCGAGGUACAAAUUUCCUUUCUUUGGGGUAUAUACCCGGCAGUGGGAUUGCUGGAUCAUAUGGUAGCUCAAUUUUUAGUUUUGUGAGGAACCUCCAAACCGUUUUCCAUAGUGGGUGUAGUAAUUUAUGUUCCCACCAAUAGGGUACAAGGGUUCCCUUUUCUUCACAUCCUUGCCAGUGUUUGUUAUUUAUAUCACAGUUUAAAAAAAUAAUGUAAUAUACCAAAAACGAUUGAGUUGUGGGGGAAAAAAAACAACAUAAGUGCACUAGCAUUUAUGCAACUGAACAGGAACUGUCCAGUUUGUUGUCUCUUUUUUUUUUUUUUUUUUUGAGACAGGGUGUCAUUCUGUUGCCCAGGCUGCAGUUCAGUGGCAUUAUCUCGGCUCACUGCAACCUCCACCUCCCGGAUUCAAGCGUCAGCCUCCCGAGUAGCUGGGAUUUACAGGCGCAGCCAUGCAUUGAAAGUAAUGCUGAGCCUGUCCGGCAGAGCGACGGAUGUACGGAUGAUUCAGUGGCUGGCAGGAAGCCCGCCCUGCCCGCCCGCCAGUGUCAGUGGUGUUGGCAUCAGCUCGGGCAGGUGUGCGGUCUCAGGAUGGGGUGGCCGCGGUGAGGAACCCUGGACUCUCAGCCUGCGUAGCCUUGGGACAUCCCAGGGUGGUCCCAUCAUUGCCAGAGACUGGUGAAGGGUGGCCGAGAGCCAAAACAGUGGCUGCCCUGGCCUGGGAGCCUCGGUUUCCUCAUCCGUGAAAUGGGACUGUAAUCACCUACACAGGUCAGGGGAAAACGGGAUUGGGGAAGUCCAGAGAGGUCCUGAGACUUGUCCAAAGCCACGCAGCUUUCAAGGGGGACAGCCCAGGUCCUGGUGGACCUCAGGGGGAUCCCAAGGCAGGAGAGACGGAAUUUCACCGUGUUACCCAGGCUGGUCUCGAGCUCUUGACCUCAAGCGAUCCUCCCCGCCUUGGCCUCCCAAAGUGCUGGGAUUACAGGCGUGAGCCACCGCGCCUGGCCUGGGUCUGUUUCUAGUUGCAACAGUUCUUGGAAGCCCACUCGAGAGGGCCACGCCUCCAUUCACCAGGCCACGGUGGGUGGUGUGCAUGUGUUUUGCUGAGGCCUGGUCAUCACGCCGUGGCUCCAAGGCUGGGACCCGCCACAGACCAAGAAGCCAGUCAGCAUCACAGGAGGCAAUACCAGGAGCCAACAUGAGCUCGGGGACUGAACUGCUGUGGCCCGGAGCAGCGCUGCUGGUGCUGUUGGGGGUGGCGGCCAGCCUGUGUGUGCGCUGCUCACGCCCAGGUGCAAAGAGGUCAGAGAAAAUCUACCAGCAGAGAAGUCUGCGUGAGGACCAACAGAGCUUUACGGGGUCCCGGACCUACUCCUUGGUCGGGCAGGCAUGGCCAGGACCCCUGGCAGACGUGGCACCCACAAGGAAGGACAAGCUGUUGCAAUUCUCCCCCAGCCUGGAGGGUCCAGCAUCUUCCAGGUACCAGAACUUCAGCAAAGGAAGCAGACACGGGUCGGAGGAAGCCUACAUAGACCCCAUUGCCAUGGAGUAUUACAACUGGGGGCGGUUCUCGAAGCCCCCGGAAGAUGAUGAUACCAAUUCCUACGAGAAUGUGCUCAUUUGCAAACAGAAAACCACACAGACAGGUGCCCAGCAGGAGGGCAUAGGUGGCCUCUGCAGAGGGGACCACAGCCUGUCGCUGGCCCUGAAGACUGGCCCCACUUCCGGUCUCUGUCCCUCUGCCUCCCCGGAAGAAGAUGAGGAAUCUGAGGAUUAUCAGAACUCAGCAUCCAUCCAUCAGUGGCGCGAGUCCAGGAAGGUCAUGGGGCAACUCCAGAGAGAAGCACCCCCUGGCCCGGUGGGAAGCCCAGACGAGGAGGAGGAUGGGGAACCGGAUUACGUGAAUGGGGAGGUGGCGGCCACAGAAGCCUAGGGCAGACCAAGAAGAAAGGAGCCAAGGCGAAGAGGGAUCACUGUGCUCACGGACCUGUCGCUGCCUUCCAAGGACCAUUUCCCAGAGCUACUCAACUUUUCAGCCCCUGCCAUGGUUGCUCCUGGAAAGAGAACCAGCCACCCUGAGGACCACCUGGCCAUGCGCGCACAGCCCGGGAAAGGACAGUUACUCACGGGGGCUGCAGCCCCGUCACCAAGCCCUCUCCCGACCUGGGCUUUGUGGGGCAGGCACCUGGUACCGAGGGUAACCUGGCUCCUGGUAUGGACGGAUGCGCAGGAUUUAGGAUAAGCUGUCACCCAGUCCCCAUACCAAAACCACUGUCCAACACUGGUACCUGUGUCCUUUUGUGCUAAGAAUUUGGAUUCCUAAUUGCUAUUGGUGAUUGCUGGGGUUUUAAAUGAUUGAUAAGCUUGUACAGUUAACUUAUAGAGGGGGAGCCAUAUUUAAUAUUCUGGAUUUCAGAGUAGAGAUUUCUGUGUUGUCUCCAAGAAAGCAUUACAUGUAGUUUAUUUCAGCAUCCUGGUUGGGUGGGGCCCUGGCUCUCCUCCCCUUUGGUGGGACCUCCCCUUUCUUUGGGCUUCAGUUCACUCAGGAAGAAAUGAGGCUGUCGCCAUCUUUAUGCGCUUCCAGUGGAAAUGUCACUUGCUAUGGACAAUAGUGCGUGAGAGUCUAGAGAAGUAGUGACCAGAACAGGGCAGAGUAGGUCCCCUCCAUGGCCCUGGAUCCUCCUCUGCUCCAGGGCUGGCCUCUGCAGAGCUGAUUAGACAGUGUUGUGACUGUCUCAUGGGAAGAGCUGGGGCCCGGAGGGAACUUGAGUCAGAAAUGCUGCCAGAAAAAGUUAUCUCCUCCAACCAAAACAUCUCAAUAAAACCAUUUUAGUUGAAAAGCA
Messenger RNA from Pongo pygmaeus (Bornean orangutan), 3855 nucleotides. It is a transcript of the gene LAT2, whose product is annotated as linker for activation of T cells family member 2. Gene Ontology annotation, cellular component: plasma membrane. The transcript has 17 exons. Gene Ontology annotation, biological process: B cell activation; calcium-mediated signaling; B cell receptor signaling pathway. The record is from RefSeq and is a predicted model, not a curated record. Lineage: Eukaryota; Metazoa; Chordata; Mammalia; Primates; Hominidae. Bases 2106 to 2945 code for a protein of 279 amino acids.